Messenger RNA from Venturia canescens, 2011 nucleotides. Its product is annotated as SET domain-containing protein SmydA-8-like. Gene Ontology annotation, molecular function: protein binding. The record is from RefSeq and is a predicted model, not a curated record. Lineage: Eukaryota; Metazoa; Arthropoda; Insecta; Hymenoptera; Ichneumonidae. The coding region runs from base 194 to 1828 and encodes 544 amino acids. The transcript is spliced from 6 exons.
GAUUCGCCGAGUUUCGUAUUGUUUGAGCUUUUUUUUCUACCCCGCGAGGAAAUAGUGAAAACGGUCUGAAAGGGAUGAUUUUGUAAUCGUUCGUUCCGAUUCGACUGUCGCGAUAAAGUAAUAUUGAAAAAUCGAAGGAAUAACGUAGCAGUUGAAUAAGCAGCGGUCCGUGAAAGGGAGGGGGGAGGGAACGAUGUCGGGAGAACCGGAGCGGGUGAACAGGCAAGAAAAUUGCGGUGUUUGCGGGGUAGAAGCGAAACAAAAGUGCAGCGAUUGCAAAUCGAUUUAUUAUUGCGGGCGAGAACAUCAGAAAUUGGAUUGGAAGAGGCACGCGAAAAAUUGUCAAGGUUUUAAAAUCGCGAUUGAUUCGAAAGUCGGUCGGCAUUACGUGGCGAAGCGAAAAAUCGAGAUCGGUACGAUCGUGCUGAGGGAGGAAAAAGCCUUACUGGCAUGGCCGCCUCAGGGCACACCGCCGGUUUGUCUCGGCUGUUACGCCAUCUUGAGAGCCGAUUAUUCACGGGAGUGCGAUGUAUGCGGAUGGCCUUUGUGUCGGGACUGCAACGAUCACGAUAGCACCGGCGAAUGCGAAUUCACGAUUAAAAACCGCGGCUCCAAAGUCAGCAUAAACGAUUUCGAAAUUCCACAUCCGACUUACAGAUCGAUCGGCGUCAUACGCGCACUCGCGAUGCGCGAAAAAGACCCGGAGGCUUACCGCAGGCUCCUCGAUCUCGAGGAUCAUUGCCGAGAAGCUUCCGAACAAGAGGGACUACAGCAGGGCCCUAUUCUCGAUGCUCCGAUGGACGUCGCUAAUUUUGUCAAACGUUUUUUCAAGCUCGAGCACCUUUCCGCCGACGAAAUAGCCAAAAUCGUUGGAAUUUUACGGAUAAACGGACACGAAGUGCCGACUACGGAAAAUCCUCACGUUGCUAUUUACGAUCGAGCCUCUUACAUCGAGCACAAUUGUCGUGCCAAUUGUUCCAAAAGUUUCACCGAAAAUGGCGGGAUUGUUAUCAGAGCUGCAGUUCCGAUACUAAAAGGGGAUCACAUAUCGAUUUGCUACACAGAUCCACUUUGGGGUGUCGUUGAUCGAAGACAUUAUUUGGCACAAACAAAAUAUUUUGAUUGCACGUGCGAACGUUGCACGGAUCCCACCGAAUUUGGGAGCAUGUUCAACGCCCUCAAAUGCAUUGCAAAGGAUUGCGACGGAGACAUGCUUCCACCGAGUUUCAUCAUUGCCGAGGAUCCUGAGAAGGAUCCCGAGUAUCCCGAUUACGCGUGUUCGAAAUGCAAAUCAACUUUGUCGUGGCAACAAGUCGAGAUGUUGCAGGAAAAAAUUGGGAUCGCAUUGUCGAACAUGAGGAAAGAAGAUGUCGACAGUUGCAACAAAUUCAUCGAAAAUCAUUAUAAAAUCAUUCACGAUAAUCACUUUUAUAACGUCGAUGUCAAAACGGCGUUGGCACUGAUAAUUGGCCAGCAAACAGGAGGCUUACCCGCUCUUUCUGAUCGUCUCUUGAAUGACAAAAUAGUUCUCUGUCAAAAACUCAGCACUCUUUAUGAAACUCUUGUGCCAGCUGAGAACCGUAUCAGAGGAAUGCUUUUGUUCGAGAUGCACGCCGGGAUUGCAGAAUUUGCUAGAAGGCAAACUCCCGAAGCUUCGUGCAAUUUGCUCAUGGAAUCGAGAAAAGUUUUGGCCGAGUCUUAUCAAUUAUUACGUCACGAACCCACGAUACUUCCGGAGGGAAAGUUAGCGAUACAGGCUCUGAAAAAUUUACGGGAAAUGGAUGUGAUAAUAGAAACGAUUUUAGAAAAGACCGCGUCGCCAAUUUGACCAGAUUAUUUUCCCUCUCCAACUUGAAAAGUCGCAUGCACAAAUAAUUUGUAUUCUCAUAAUUAAAUUAUUAUUACAUAGAAAAUUAUGAAAGUGAAAAUAAAUAAUACACGAUCGAAUAAAGAUAUAUCAGCAAGCAAAUAAACUGAGACGAGAUGAAUUAUGAUGAUGAUUGCAAAUUUA